GUAUUUAUAGAACUGUUCGAGUUUAAAGGAAGUUAACGUUCGUUUUCAGUUGAUGACGUUUGACGUUAUAAAAAAUUUAAAACAGGAACUGUAUCAUGCGGCUAGACGAGGAAAGGAUGGCACGCACCAGCAGCGAAGUAUAACGAAAUAUCAAACGCAAGAAAAAGAAAUCCUUUCCGAGCGGUGAGGAUGCUGCGUGUGAGUUUUCGUCUGUGAAAACUGUGACAGUCUGAGGAAAGCAUCUGAACCGUGCGCUCGACAAUUCGUAUCUCCUGCAUCGGGGUUAGUGAUCGCGAGUGAUCGUGAACGUGAAAGUCAAUCUCGCGUGCCGACGGUUAUUCUGUGACAUAGUACUGAACCACAAGGGGCUUCUAAAAAUAUCGGCCGGUUGGCGUUGUUUUCGCUAUUCACGCAUAUACAAGUUACGUGUAUACAGUAGUUAACUAAAUGCCUCCAACCGUGAUUCGCAUGCCAGGUUCUUCUGCUGCCGGUCCACGUGGUGGAGGUGGACACUUUAACGAGACCCAAAACCGAGGAAUACGAAUUGGAUGUUGCCGAGUUUGUACCUGUAUCAAUUUGGAUUUCUUCAUGUCGAAAAACGGCAUUCUGAAAAUUUUCGAGAUAAUACUUGGCUCCUUCUGUCAGACGUUGUUGAUUCAGUUCGGCAUGGAUUCGGCCAAGGAUAUCGGAGAGGCGUUCCACGGAUUUCUGACGACAGUUUCGGCAUGUCUGACGACGACAACGAUUUUACUGCUGUGCUACACGAUUUCAUCCAGGACGUUUCACCUGGUGCGGCAGUCCAUUUUCGAAGUAAUGUACAACGGGAUCUCCUGCUUCCUGUAUUUAAGCGCCUCUUCCUACAUGGGCUUUGCGGUAAAUGUUUGGCUUUAUCCGAAGUUUCUGCUAUUCAAAAAUACAGGCGGAAUCCACAGCUCCUAUCCAGCGAUGACGGCAGUUUACUAUAUGGGUACGAUCGUCGGAAUUGUGUACGGACUGGAUGCGUUUGUGGCUUUUCGAUACUUGAAAGGAUACACGUGAGACCGCACUUCGAAUUGCAAAAUUUUAACUGAUGUAUUUAAAUAUGUAUGUCGCUAUGCGAACGAUUAUAUUGUAUUAGAUUUCAUUCGCACUAUUUAAAGCAGGUGAAACAUUUACGCAUUUAUACACAUCCAAUAAAAAAACUAUUGUUGAUAUUUUACUUAUUUGUA
This is a messenger RNA of Wyeomyia smithii (pitcher-plant mosquito), 1208 nucleotides long. It is a transcript of the gene sing, whose product is annotated as protein singles bar. The record is from RefSeq and is a predicted model, not a curated record. Bases 448 to 1038 code for a protein of 196 amino acids. Gene Ontology annotation, cellular component: membrane. NCBI's taxonomy places the organism in Eukaryota, Metazoa, Arthropoda, Insecta, Diptera, Culicidae. The transcript is spliced from 4 exons.